Stegodyphus dumicola is the source of this 4912-nucleotide messenger RNA. It is a transcript of the gene Reps, whose product is annotated as RALBP1 associated Eps domain containing. The record is from RefSeq and is a predicted model, not a curated record. Gene Ontology annotation, biological process: endosomal transport; endocytosis. Gene Ontology annotation, cellular component: cytoplasm; plasma membrane. Lineage: Eukaryota; Metazoa; Arthropoda; Arachnida; Araneae; Eresidae. Gene Ontology annotation, molecular function: protein binding; calcium ion binding.
AUGCGGUUGAAGGAUGGCAAUCGCAGAUUCAACGAACUUAUGAACGUCACCAUCCACAUAUUACUUUAUUUCAAUAUUUCCAGUUCGUUUUCUGGUACUAGUGAUGCUUCUAAAGCAAGCAACUUCACAUCUUCUCAACCUGUUGUUAGUCUUCCUCAAGGUCCAAAAAAAGAGCCACCACCUCCUCCGCCACCAAGGCCUAAACAUAAUCAUAUCAGAAGUUCCUCGUUAGAUUUAAAUAAAUUAGGUAAGACUGUACCACAUUUUCUAGGUGUUCCUCCUGCUGUUCCUCCUCGAGUUUCACCGAGCACUGCUACACCACAGAAGAAUGCUUUCCACCCUGAUGAACAUCCUGUAAGUGAUAGUGCAGAUUUCGCAGAUUUUACAGAAUUUGAUGAUGCAGAUAGUGCAAAUUUGCAUUUGAAGUCUGGAGCUUUUGAGAUAUAUAAGAAACCUCCAUUAGGGCAAGAUGGUCUUCGUGUGAAUCCUGCAGAUAGUGGAAAUUUUCUCUUAGAACAGGUGUCAACACCUGUUGCCACAGAUGACAGUACAGCAUUAUUAGUAGAUAUUAGCCAGCCUGAUGAAGCUUCAUGUGAUAGAAAGCGGCAUCCAUCAGCACCUCCUCCUUUAGCUAUACAAGCUGCCAGUAUCACGUCUGUUCCCCGAGAAAAAAGAGAGCUUUUAGCUGCAAUACAGGCACAUCGUGAAAGACACAUGAUGCUGACCCGACUUAAUAAUGAACUGAAUCAAGAAUUAUUAGAAAUCAUGGAGGAACGGAUAGCUCUUGAGAUACAGCUUGAACAUUUGAAGCCAUUUUCUUAAGUUUGUUUAAGUGCAUUAAUAUCAUUUUGUGAAGGUGUUCCAUUAGAAUGCUUACAGCCAUUUUACUACAUUUAAAAGAACCUGAGAGCCAUUUUUUAAUCAUUCCAGUAUUUCAAUUAAUAAAUACACUUUACGCAUAGUUUCAUUUUUAUGAGACCUUGCAUCUUAUGCGGUGUGUUCAAGCCUCUUUUUACCACUUAUUAGUCAAGAAUGCAUAUAUAUAUAUAUAUGUGAUCAAGGAAAGGUUUAUUAUUCUGCUUAAAAGUUAGCAGCAUCAUUUUUGAAUAAAUUUCAAUUGAAUUACUGAUUGAUCCCCUUAAAAAAGCAUAUUGAUUAUGUAAACUAUUUUGAUGAAAAAUAUUUUCAUUGUUUUAAAAUAAUGCAAAUAUGUAGCAUAAAAAAUUUCUGUUGAGCUAUGCUUGAAAUUAUUCAUUGUAUGCAUGUUAAAAAUAUGUAUUAGCUUUUUAUUGUUUUACAAUACAAUAUUUUAUUUUUAUUUGAUGCUUAUACUACAGUUUAUUUGAUGCACAGCAUACAUUUUUCAAAAGAAUCUCAUAUAUUCAUUAUUUAAUAAUUUUCAAACAAGAACAUUUUAUAUUAGAAACAUGCUUUACAGGUAUUGUGAGAUUUAAAUUCAUUAUAAUAUAAAUGCUGAAUUGUUGUUUUGAAAAUUUAAUUUGCACAUUAUUUCAAGUAAUUUGAACAUUUUUAUUGCACAGUAAAUAAGAUACGUAAGGACAGUAAUUUUCAAGUAGAUUUAUUUCGAAUUACGAUGCAGUAACUUUAUAUUCUGAAGAGCCAAUAUCUGUGAACUAUUUUAAUUGCAAAAAUAUUGUGUAAAACCAACUGUAAAGUUCCAUUUUUAAAAUAUGUUUUCAAAUCCUUAAACUUUAACCAAACUUUUUUAACUAUAAUUAAGAUAUUCACUAUAAUAUUGUUUAAAGCAGCAGUUUUAUAUUUUUGAACUUGAAUUUCACAACUUUUUUUUAUAAAAUUAAUUAUAUUAUUAUUAUAGGUUCUCGAUUAUUUUGCAGCCUUUAGAUUAUAGGAAUAAGAUCUGUUGCAUAACAAUCAUCGUAGAAUUUUGGCAUGGGUGAAACUAGGCACAUAAAAAUUUGGUGUAUUUAUAAAUUAAAUAGCACAAACCUUUUUUAUGAUUAUAUCGUCUUAUAAUUUUGUGAAUGAGUAUGAUAGAAAGGGGAUGUUUUAUAUGCUUAUGCAUUUAUUAAUUCCAUUCAAUAUAAAAAAAGUUUAGAAAUAUUUGAAAUUUAUUAGGAGGUUCCUUUUUGUCUAACAACUAGAAAAUAGUUUUUAAUUCUUUGUUAAUUUUGUAACUUUUCAUUACUGUUUCAAAAAGUAAUAAGUUAAUUUUAUAUUGUUUAAAAUAUUUUAAAUAGGUAAUAGAUAGUUGCAUUUUUCAUUUAAUAUUUUCAUUAUGCUAAGAAGGCCUGUUAUGUACAAAUUGAUUAUGUAUGGGGAAUGCAUGCAGAUGGAAAAGCAAAAGAUUUCUGUGGUAAAGCAGUUCUGCUUCUAUAUUAUGCAUUAUUUUAAAAGUAUACAUUUCUCAGAGUGUUUUAUAUUUGUGAUAAAUUUACCAUGGUGUAAGACAAAAAUGUUUAAAAAAAGAAGUAUGAUGAAUAUUGUUAAUGUACAUAUAAAACAAAUAGUAAAAUACUUAAUACCAUAUUAUAAGAAAUAUAUUAUAAAAAUUAUUAAUGUUGAAUUUUAUGAAAUAAAAUGUUAAUGUGUAAAUUUUAAUAAUAAAUAUUUAUGAAAUUAGGUAUAUAAUAAUAAAUUUCUACAUUCUGACAUAAUUUAGAAGCAUUUAAUUUUGAAAGCAAAAAUGAAGCUCAGUGGCCAUUUCUGGUAUAUGUAUGGUAAAUUACAGAAUUUCUUUUUACUUUCAUUUGGUGCUUGGAGGGAGGACUAUUUUCUUAACUGAGUUUAUACUCUACACAGAGUUAAUUAAGUAUUGGGCCCCUCCCCUGAAUUGACUGCAUUUUCAUUGCCAUUUUGGAAUUCGUAAAGAAAAAAAAAUUUUUUUGAGGUUUGUUUGAAUCUUAUCAUCUAGGCAAGCUGAAAGAAAUUUUUAGCAUUUUCAUUUGGUAUAUAAGUGUGUACUUCUACCACAAUACAAAUCAGAUAUUAAAAUAUUUUAAGUAAAAUUUAAAGAUUUUCUAGGUAGUGAUUUCGGAGUUGGAUUGUGAACAUAUCAUAACUUUGAAUAAUAUAUGAAAUUAAAUGUUGUUUCAAAGAAAAGAAAUUGAACAUUAUAAAAAUUGAAUUUACAUUAAAUUUUAAAAAGCUAAUAAGGAUUAUUUUUAUUAUAAAUAUGUCCAUUAUUUUAAACAAGAAAUUAAACCCAAGAUUUCUUUUUAGUUUACAUAUGGUAAUUAAAAAAUAUAUAAGUUUUAAUGUACUUGUAAUUGAAAACAAGAUGCAUACUGACAAAAUUAAAUGUUUUUGUAUUUGCAAAAAAUUACAAUUAAAAUUCUCUCUUUAUCUUUUGCAACAUGUGUAGUAAAUUUUUCAAAAGUUUUUCAACAUGUGUAAUAAACUAAACAAUGAUUAAUAUUACCCUGUGAAAGGUAGAUAGUUUGAUUAUUUUGUUGGUUUAAAUGCAUAUCGCUUGUACUGUAUUACAAAGCAUCUGUAUACAACAUUUUUAAAAUUCUGUUCUUUAAAAUUAGUAAGUUUUAUGUAAUUGAAAUGUGAACUGAACUUCGUAUAAAUCUUUCUGCAAAUAUGUUAGCUUAUAGCUUAUAUAUAUCAUAUUUUAUAAAAAUAAUAUGUUACUAUCGUUUAUUAUUUUUUUGCAAACAAAAAUUAUAUCUCCUGAAAGUUAUACCUUUUCAUUUUUUAAUUUAACACGUUCACGCCGGCGUGGGCCGCCAGUUGCCCGCACUAGUCUGUCUCAUCAGGUGGCAUGUACUAUCAGUGGCCCGUACUAGUCUGUCUCAUCGGGCGGCAAUUACCACCGGUGGCACGCACUAAUUUGUCUUAUCGGGCAGCGCCUACCACCGAUGGUCCGCACUAGUGUGUCUCACUGGGCAACGCAUACCACUGAUGGUACGCAUUCGAUUGUGUUAUUAGAUGCUGAAAAUUAAAAUAAUGAAAAAUUAAUGUUUAUUUAUUAUAAGAACUUUUUAGUAACAAUUAUAAUUAGUAACUAUUAGCAAACGUAUAACUCGUAUACAGGUCUGAACAGAUAAUAAUCGCGUGCCACCAGAUGAAACGCGGCAAAAAUUCGAGCGUCGUCUCCCGGCAAAGAACAUAAAAAUUGGCCCCGGCGUGAACGUGUUAAAAUGAUACUAAGAGAAACAUUUUGUGGCUUUCUAGUUUCAUGUUCAGUUUUGAAACCUGUAAUUCUCUAUUUGUUUUAGAAGUAUUUCCAUUUUUUAGAGUGUAGUAAAAUGAUUUCUUGGGAACUAAUGAAAGUUUGUCAGUCAAAGCAAAAUCUGUAACUAUAUAUAAAAGCUGAUAAGAUGCGAGCUUAACAUUUCAAAUAAAUUUGUUUUUAUGUUACGAAUUCAAGAAUAGCAUAUGUCAACUCAAAAAUGAUGUCAAAUUUAAGUUUUGUAACUUUAUAAACAUAUAUUUUUAUAUAAUUAAUUGUGACAUUCAUUAAAUUUAGAAAUGUAUUUUGUCAUAAAAUUUAAUUUUAGUAUUUGGUCAUUUCUUAUCUGUUAUCAAAUUUCUUCUUAUUACUUUCUGUGCAGACAUCUGUUAAAAGCCGUGGCUAACUUGUAAGUAUUGUAUUUACAGGGCUGUAAAAAUAAAUAAUUUUUUAUGUAGGUGUUUUGACAUAAUGAUCAAAUCAAGUUUUUUCUGAACUGAUGUAUAAUUACCAGUCUAUUUGUAUAUAUGAAUGCAAGCAUUUAUGUGUGAAAAUUUGGAAUGCAUGAUUCAUUACAGAUUAGUUUCAAAUUAGCAUAUGUGUGAGUAAGGUUCUUUGCUUAUUGAGCAUUGUGCUGUUGUCAUGUUCCUGUGUAAAUAAGGCUGCUUGUUUAGUUAAUAUGUAAAUCAUAUGAUGAUUGUGAAUACUGAAUUUCAAAAAAUAAAAUAAAGACAUGUACAACAUUUAUCUUCA